Molecule: messenger RNA, 2238 nt
Organism: Moesziomyces antarcticus
Lineage: Eukaryota; Fungi; Basidiomycota; Ustilaginomycetes; Ustilaginales; Ustilaginaceae
Product: pkinase-domain-containing protein
Exons: 1
Coding region: 1-2238 (745 amino acids)
Biological process (GO): protein phosphorylation
Cellular component (GO): nucleus; plasma membrane; cytoplasm
Molecular function (GO): protein serine/threonine kinase activity; ATP binding
Source: RefSeq, a predicted model, not a curated record
AUGCCAUCCAUCGUUGCAUCAUCAGCCAUGAAUUCCAUCUCGACCACACCCGUACACGACACCGGCUCCGCCUACGCCACCCCUCCCAACCAAUCCACCUCCAGCUUCGCCAGCGGCUCCAACACCCCUUCCCAUGCCGCUCGCAUGCAAAGCUCCGGCAUCGGCGAAUCCCCAGCUCCCUACUCCUCUCGUCCCUACCACUCCUCCACCACCCCGCAUCAGUCCAACGGUGCGACCAAGGACAAAAAGUGGAAGCAGAUGUUCAAGUUCGGCUCCAUCGGCAGAAAGGCCAGCGGCAGCACUACCCCCAACCACGGCGCACACGACCGCAGCUGGCACACCGACUCCACCGAGUCCGGCAACAACAGGAACCAAGAUUACUUUGAACACCACCAGAUCGCCGGCUCCUCUUCCUUCCAGCCCAUGAACGGAAGCACCGUCGUCACCGAUCCCAGCUCCUUUUCCAACGACAGCUACUCGUCCGAAGAUCGCAACGCCUCCGGUUCCAUCGGCGACGCAAUGGUCGCCUCAGCUUCCGGCAAGCUGCAGCCACCCGCCGACAUCAGCGACAACGAAGCAAACCACCAGGGCUUCGCCUCCCGCCUCAUGAGGCGCGUCUCCAGUGCGCCGGACGCCAACAAGCUCUUCAAGAACGGCCAACACGCCUCUGCAAAGGGCGGCGAUGCAGCCGCUUCCACCAAGAACGGCUACCUCUCCCCAGACGCCUCGGGCGCCCAGCAUGGUCAGUUUGCCUCCGAAGGCGGCGCAGCCAACACGGACUCAUCCAACCCCACCUACUUCACCAACUCGCCCGUCCGCAUGGACAGCAACGCCACCUCCUUCAGCUACAAGGACUUUGAAAAGGGCAGGUCCGUCAGCGCAAAGGGUUCCUCCACCCCCAAGUCCGGCCGCAUCGCCUUCCCCGGCUCCGGCCGCUCCAAGAGCUCCAACGGCAAGGACAAGAAAUCGCAGCUCCCGCCCCCCAGCAGCUCCGCCAACCUCGCCGCCCUCGCCGGCAGCACGGGCGUCAACCGUGGGCCCGGCAGCUUCCGACGCACCUACUCCAGCAACAGCAUCAAGGUCAAAGAGGUCGAGGUCGGCCCCAACAGCUUCAGCAAGGUCAAGAUGCUCGGCAAGGGCGACGUCGGCAAGGUCUACCUCGUCCGCGAGAAAAAGACCGACAAGCUCUUCGCCAUGAAGGUCCUCUCCAAAAAGGAGAUGAUCAAGCGCAACAAGAUCAAGCGCGUCAUGGCAGAGCAAGAGAUCCUCGCCGCCUCCAACCACCCUUUCAUCGUCACCCUCUACCACUCCUUCCAGUCCGAGGACUACCUCUACCUCUGCAUGGAGUACUGCAUGGGCGGCGAAUUCUUCCGUGCGCUUCAGACCCGUCCGGGCAAGUGCCUGCCGGAGGAGGACGCCAAAUUCUACGCCGCCGAGGUCAUCGCUGCGUUGGAAUACCUCCAUCUCAUGGGCUUCAUCUACCGCGAUCUCAAGCCCGAAAACAUCCUGCUCCACCAGAGCGGCCACGUCAUGCUUUCCGACUUUGACCUUUCCGCGCGGGCCACCCAGCGCGGCGGCGCUCCUGCCAUGAUCCGACAAGCCACCCCCGGCAGCGCUCCGCUCGUGGACACGAGGAGCUGCAUCGCCGAUCUGCGCACCAACUCGUUCGUCGGCACCGAGGAGUACAUCGCUCCCGAGGUUAUCAAGGGAUGCGGCCACACCUCGGCCGUCGAUUGGUGGACGCUGGGUAUUCUCAUCUACGAGAUGAUCUUUGCCACCACCCCCUUCAAGGGCAGCACACGCAACGAGACCUUCUCCAACGUGCUGCGCAACGAGGUGCAGUUCCCCGACUCGACGCCCAUCUCGUCGUUCGGCAAGUCGCUCAUCCGUAAGCUGCUCAUCAAGGACGAGCUCAAGCGCAUGGGCAGCCAGUCGGGCGCCUCCGAGGUCAAGCAGCACAAGUGGUUCUCCAACAUCUCGUGGGGCCUGCUGCGCAACUCGACGCCGCCCAUCGUGCCUGCUUAUUCCAACGGCGUCGACGCGGUCAACUUCCGCAACGUGCGCGAGUCUCGCAGCCUCAACCUCGACGACCAAGGCAACGAGACCAAGGCCGCCAAGCCCGCUGUCAUCAAGGCGGUCGCAGGCCAGAAGAACGUCGGCGACGAAGAGGGCGAUGCGGUCGUCAGCAACCCCUUCAGUGGCUUCUCGUCGGUCACGCUCAAGCACGAUGACUACUGA